Messenger RNA from Ixodes scapularis (black-legged tick), 8787 nucleotides. RefSeq names its product zinc finger protein 1 (gene zfh1). NCBI's taxonomy places the organism in Eukaryota, Metazoa, Arthropoda, Arachnida, Ixodida, Ixodidae. Gene Ontology annotation, molecular function: DNA-binding transcription factor activity, RNA polymerase II-specific; RNA polymerase II cis-regulatory region sequence-specific DNA binding. The record is from RefSeq and is a predicted model, not a curated record. The transcript has 7 exons. Bases 1781 to 5041 code for a protein of 1086 amino acids. Gene Ontology annotation, biological process: anatomical structure development; regulation of transcription by RNA polymerase II.
GCCUGCAGCUGUGUUCGGAGAUCUAGCUUAUACGUUUCCGCUAUUUACGCGUCAGCAGUAUAAGUUUUAAUUCGAGGUUAUUUGAAGCCAGCGGUACGCCGUCGCACUACACUACGGUCACACUAUGCCCAGCACGACGGAAUUACCCGAACUCGAAAUGACCUGCGUAAAAAUAACCUGUUUCUUUUUUUCUUUCUUCGAGCCGUAACCCGACCGACAGUUCGGAACACAAGAGCAGCGGCCCAUACCUCGCGAAUCUUUGCGUUCCCCAUCCGCCAUAACGCGGCGAAAAAUAAUUUAGUAAGUUCUCCUUUAAAUUAAACAAUAGCGCUGACACGAAGUGUUCUCUCAUAGAGUUCCAUUCAAAACCCGAGUCCAUCGCCUCCCGCAUGCCGCCGCGCCAUCUCUCGUAAGGCGGGGGUACCUGCCGAGCGCAAGCCGCCAGGAGGACACAAUGCGGUUGCAACGCUGCGGCAGGAUUUAGUGGUCGUUUCCCCAGUUGUCUAUCUUACAGCCAGGUCGAGACGCAGCCGACACUACUAGCUGAUGGGGCCAAUCAAACAUGGUCGAAGUUGUUUCUGUACGUGUUCUAUUGUCGCCGAACCAAUGAUUUACAAGGAAGGCCCAGUCACUUCCGCUUUUGAAACUGGUUCAUCUGUCCCCGUCAACUCGUAGCUUCUGCGGCGUCUGGGCUCUAGGUGAAACAAAGUAUAGACAAAUUGCUUUUGUCAUAACACGCGUCACGCCGGGGCGAGCGCUCAACUCUUUCAUGUCGGCGGGCCGUCAUCACACUCGCUGGUUUCCCUGGAGCGCAUUACGGGGCAUUCGUCAGAUCCUGCCCACUGACACACAGCGAUGCACUUCGGGCGAUAGCCCAACACAGUGGUUCUCAACCAUUGAUGUUUUGCGGACCCCUUGUGGAUCUGCAGAGAUGGUGGAGGACCCCGCUCGUAGUAAGGGGAAGAGGAUUGUGUAGGUUAAUUAUGAUAGUCAUUUAAUAAAUGGAUAUACCUAAGGUGUGAGAUAGACCUCCUUACUGACAUAUACGCGAAAAAACUCACCCGAAAAAUGGAGCGUUUCUUCUCAAUCUGAGAAAAGACAACUUUUACUGCCGGGCUUGACUGAUAAGGAGGGUUUCGCGGACCCGUAGAAUAUCUUCGCGGACCCCAGAGGGUCCGCGAACCCCCAUUUGAAAACCACUGGCCUAACACACGGGGCUCAGGGGUAAGAAGUCGGCAAACAGAAAUACCGUGUACCACCGCCAUUUCCCAAGCUGGCUUCCACUUCGGUCGCGAGAACUCUGCAAUAGUCACAGGCUGGAUGAACGCGACAGGGCGUCUCCUUCCCAUGCCUGGUUCCUCAGCACGCGCUCCUUGCCUUCCGCCGUACUUUGGCUACACGCGCACGUUCGAGGGCCGCGAGACGCCGCAGCCUUAUCCUAGGUAGGAACCUUGCGCUGAAGGGCGGGUCGACGAGGGAACUUUCUGCCGUUCUCAUCUUGUCAGUGUCUACAUCACACGUGGGUGGCGCGCGAGCUCUCCGGGGCGCGCUCGCGUUCGCUCGCUGGAAGAGACAAAAAGGCACACUGGCCGCGACGCGGUUGUCAACGCUCCCGCGCGUACGUAAUUCAUCGGCACGGGCAACGGCGUCGGCGUGGGGCCAUGAAUCAAAGCGUCGAUAGCGUCGAUCUAUCACGCAGACAACGGGCGGUGAAGUCCUGGGGAACGGAGCCGAGGAUCCAUCAUCGCGGCUGGGGCCGCAGCGAGUGGAACUGGAGACCAUGGCGGAAGACGCGGACGCCGUGGACACCGCGACGGCGACCACGUCCCCGGGCUCUCCGACCUCGGGAGACCCCCCGCCGCCUCCUCCGGACCCGGGUCAGCACCCGUCCCCGCCGCCGUCGGCCGUCGCAGCCCCCGUCGACGCCGCGCCCCUGCCGUCCCCGGAGUCCCCCAACCUAGACGUCCCGCUACAGAUCGACGAGGACGCGUCGCCGCCCCCGUCGCCUCCUCCGAGGGCCCCGUCCCCGCUUUUCCCGCCGUCUUGGAACCGAAAGAGGCUGGCGGAGGGGUCGACCCUGAACGGACACGGGAAUCCGGAUCGCGAAGUAGAUCGUGAUCGACACUGGGACCGCGACCGCGACCUGAAUGCCACGAAGAAAGGAGCGGAGGGCGAGACCCCGUCGCUCACCGUGGACCGGAGGAAGUCGUUGGAGGGCAGGGAGGAGCAGUCCGAGGAGGAGAAGAUUCGGGAGUACCUCGGAAGGAGCGACACGGCCGUCAUCUACCCCGAGCCCGUGGAGCCGACUAAGGCGCCCGUCGCUCCCGAUGGCGAAGGGUUGGCGGCGGCCGGCGCCACGGCCGACUCCCCCAGGAUGCUGGGCGAGCUGUUCCUACGGUGUUCGCACUGCGAGCGCAGCUUCACGGGCCCCACCGCCGUGGCGGCGUUGCGGGACCACCUCAUGUGCGCCCACUCGGACCCCCGCGGCAAGGCGUUGUGCCCGCUGAGUCCGCCGGACCUCAAGGCGGCCGACCAGGCGUCGCCGGACCUGAACGGGCUCACGUCCACGGCCUUCGUGUGCGCCAAGUGUAACGCCAGCUUCUCCAAGAAGGAGCACCUGGACAAGCACGACCUGUUACACAACCCGGCCCCCGUCGGUCAGGACGAGAACGCUGUGCUGCGCAAGUUCAAGUGCACGGAGCCAACGUGCGGCAAGGCCUUCAAGUUCAAGCACCACCUGAAGGAGCACAUGCGCAUCCACAGCGGCGAGAAACCGUUCGAGUGUCAGCACUGCCGCAAGCGCUUCUCCCACUCGGGCUCCUACUCCUCGCACAUGACGAGCAAGAAAUGCCUCAUCGUCAACCUAAAGGUUCGCAAGAUGGACACCAAGGCAGCGCGAGGACGUGCCAGCAACGGCGGAUCCCAGAACAACAACAACAACAACACCUUUCGGCCCAUCAUCCCUAAGUUCGGCGCCGGCGGUGAAGUGUCCGUUUCACCCCUAGCCGGAUCGGGUCCUUUCCUCUACGACCGCUUCCCUUUCUCGGCCCCGGACUACGGCCAUUCCCAAUCGGCCCCCGGGGGAGGCGGCCAGGGCUCGGCGCCGCAACCGUUCCCUUCGCCGUACGCGUCCCCGCUCGCCCUGCAUCACCUGCUAGCGACCCAGUUCUCGGGCUCCGCGCUGCCGGCCCACUACCUUCCCUUGGCGCCCACGUACAACGAGAUGGCGCAGAUCCUCCAGGCCCGAAAUGCCGAGAAGUGCGGUCCUCCGGUCGGCAACGGAUCGUCUAAGACACCUUCGGUGGACUACGUGAAGAAGAUGUUUGAGUUCAUGGAGUGUGCAGCGGUCAAACAGGACAACGGUUCUCCGCCGCCUGCCUCGAAGAAGAACGGCCUCCUUCCCGAGCUUCUCGCUGCCGGACCACUUCACAGCAGCGGCGCCGACGAGUCCGCCAGAUACUCCUCAUCUUGCAGACGGGAGUACAGGUGCCGCCACUGCAGGACGGCGUCGUUCGACAGCCCGCUGGCUCUCUACCAACACGAGCGGUUCAUGUGCAGCGCGAACAGGGACGUGAACCGGAACCUGGUUCAGGACCUCAAGGUGCCCAAGACGGAACCAGGCCACGAAUCUUCGAGCAGCGACACGAACUGCGACAGUGGGGACGAAGGGGAACUGAGGUCCUGCAAGAUUUCCGAGAAGGGUGCCAUGCUUCUGGACACGGCCUUCUUCAUCAACCCGUCCCCGGGUAAGAAGGACAUCGCCAGCCUUGCCCAGGCGAUAGGGAGCAGCACGAGAGCAGUGCGCGCCUGGUUCGAGAAUGCGUCCAAGCGUCCGUCCUCGCGGGCAUCAUCGUAUAGCCCCACCUCGGUUCCUGCCAAGUCCGUAGAUUUCCGUUCUGUGCUGCCGGCCUCCUACGCACCCGGGAGCGCCUUCGGUGACGCGGAGCCCUUACUGAAGAGCCCGCGCUCGAAUCCGCCCAACGACGCCGAGCAGCCGCUCGACCUGUCGGUGAAGAGCAAGAGCGGUCCUUCGUGGAGCAACGGCGCCGAUUCCGACAACGAGUACGAGGCACUUAAUCUUAGUCGCAAGUCUCCCAGGACGUCGACGCCGCGAGAGGGUCACCACCCAGCUUCCAACGGUCACUCCGCGGUUCCUGAGCGUCACCUGUCUCCGUCGGCGAGGUCCUUCGCGCCUUACGCGGCGUCCGAAGACUACAAGAUGUCGCUCCUGCACAGGCACUCCCCGAGUCCGCUCCUGCCGGCGGCGAGCAAGUACUUGGCCCUCUCGGCGCUCAAGGGCUACGAUCUAGACGGUCAGGUGGACCUCCACCGAUAUCGGGAAUCCUUCGCGGACCGGCAGCAGCACGGCUUCCCUCCGGUGUUUUCAGAGCCGUCCUCGGUCGCCGGCCUGCUGCUGGCGUCCCCGCACGCUGCGCUGUCGCCUCCGAGUGCUGAUUUCAUUCGGUCGUCGACUUCGUCGGACAGCCACGACGGCACGGCCAGCCCGCACGGCGCGUCCAACCUGUGCGACGGCAAGAUGGCGGUGUCGCCGUAUUAUCACGACGACCCUAUCGACGGCGAGCCCGGAAGUCCCAAGAUGAAGGCAUUCCAGAGGCAAGCCUUCAAGCAGGGCGAGCUUGGGAGCGGAGCUGGAGACGACAGCGUCGCCGAGGACAGUCCGUCGACCGACGACGACCCUCGCCAACCUGGGGCCAAGAAGCGAAAGUUGUCCGCCCGGGGAGACAGCGCCUCCGAGGAGGGCAUGUUCUCGUGCGACCAGUGCGACAAGAUGUUCAGCAAGCAGAGUUCUCUCGCAAGGCACAAGUACGAACACUCCGGGCAACGGCCGCACAAGUGUGAUGUGUGCGAAAAAGCUUUCAAGCACAAGCACCACCUGACGGAGCACAAGCGGCUGCACAGCGGCGAGAAACCGUUUCAGUGCCAGAAGUGCCUCAAGCGCUUUUCCCACUCUGGCUCGUACAGUCAGCACAUGAACCACAGGUUCAGCUACUGCAAGCCGUACAGAGAGAAUGGCAAGUAAGUGGCUGCCGCUGCCGCCACCCACCACUUCGAGCCACUUCGGAACAAAAAGGCUUUCGUCGUGCUGCCAACGGGGAAUGCAAUCUUCUCGCGAGAGACUGUCCACUGGCGUGCUGCGCGCCGUCACCGGCGACUCUUCCGUCGAGGAUACUCCACAGUAUUCCGUGCAUCGCAGCACGGUCGCUCCUGCCCCAUUCCAUGCGGCGGCGACGGCCCGGACGUCCACCCACGCGGCAGUCCAGCCGGCCGACCUACGGCGCCUCCUCGUCCGCGGCUUGGACGAUCGCGACGGCCGCGUUCACAAUCCGGAAUCAGUAUUUCGAGGGAAGAGCUUCGCACGCAUGCGUGUGAAGGGACUGCUGAACAUCCUGCCGGCACAACGCACCGAGACGUGGGCCGGAUGGCUCCCCCAUCAAGGAGCCACCUCUGAGGCCUCGCCGAGCGACGGACCGGAGGAAGGAGAACUUCGCGGUACGCGCACCGCUGCUUUGGACUCGCACGCUGCGCCCAGCACGUUCCCGGCCAGUGCGUGUGUGACCCUUCGAGUUACUUUCGAGAAUUCGGAGUCCCCCAUGACCCGCGGACCAACUUUGCGCCGGUCCAGUGUCCGCGAACACGCAGCUUACGGGAUCAAAAUAAGAAGGGAAAAGAAAUGAAAGAGGGAAACGGACUCUGAAAACUGUCGCAGCAUUUCGCCGGAUGUAUACUAAUAUAACUCCGUUUUUACGGCCGCUUCCAUUAUGGCUGUCUCCGUGCUUGUGCGCGUGGCAAAGUGAGAAAGACGCGCUGCUGUUGCCUGUCUGUCUUCUAUGGGCGCGACAGCGUGCGCGAUCUAGCAUUUCGUGUGUCUGUGAAGCUGCUUCGUUUUCUGUACGAUCUUACCAGUUGUGUUUUUAUUUGCACUUCUUGACCAGAAACGGUUGCGCAUAGGUAUGCAUAGUCCACUGCUGUUUCCUGUGUUUGUUUUUUGGUUUUUUGGUUUACUAGUGUUUUUUUUUUUUUUUUUUCUGGCGCAUUUGCAGUUAGUGCGGCGUGCCCUGCCACUUGUUAGAAGGAGAGGCCCCUAGUCGGCCUCGCUGGUUACUCCUCACGCUUGAAAAGCAAUGUGAAAAAGCGCUUGUUUAUUAUUUUUAACACGUUUGUGCAUAGCUGGAAUGACCGUGUAUCCACGGAAGAGCCUGAUUUUCACCACCACACUUCACGAAACUUCUUCCAGAUGCUCGCGUUGUGAUGACGACAACGAAGAAAUGCCUACAUUUGUAUGGUGCAUUGAUUUUAUGUUCAGCUAUAUUUUACUGAGGCAGUGUUCACAAUUUUCUAGACGUCUUUUUUUUUCUCCUGUAUUUGCCCCUUUUUAAUCUUUCCGGUCAGUAGUCCCUCCUCAAUUGGUCGUUCCAUCUAGUCGUCCUGCAAUGUAAUCUACGUCAAAGUAUGAUACCAAAAAACCUAAUCAAACGGGAUAUAUUUGUGACCGAGAAAAGAAGUAUAAAAAGACAAGCUAAGAAUCAGACACUAGUCAGAGAAUAAUAGUCCUUUUUCGGGACCUACGUGCAAUUCCCUUUGUGGCUUUUUUUUUUUUUUUGCUUUCCGUAAGAAAGAAAAGAUUUCUGUUUGUCCAGCUCUCGUGAAGACACACGUGAAUGCCGACAGAAAGCAAAUGCUACAAAAUGCAGCGCGCAUAUGACCGCCAUAUGCAAUCAACCAGUGUACAUACCUCAAACCAAAUGCGUUCCGUUAUUCAUCCGUUACUGUCCACAUCGAGAUGAAUUGUCACAUUACGCAACAUUACUCUCGCGCACGCGCGUGUGUAAAAAGCCGCGACAUCACGGAAAGCUCGCGCACAACAUGCAAUCUCCAGGUAUAUAUAUACUAUACAUAUUAUAUAUAAGAAAUAUAUAUAUAUAAUAGUCGGAAGAGUUCAUUUUUGGACACAGUUCUGGGUCCAUGUCUCAUUUUCUUCGAUUGUUUUUGUCUCGAACGCGAUAUUGUUUCGCGGCGCAUUAGUUUUUUUUUUUUUUUUCGUUUUUAUAUCAUAUUGCUAGUGUACCAAAAAAUUCUCGGUAUAACACGCUGACCACACUUGUAUAUAAAUAUAAAGCGCAAGACAGUUAUUUUUCGCGUUUUUGUUUUUUGUCUUUGCAUUCAGCUUUUUCUUUUUCAUUUCGUUUUACCAUUUCUCAAGCGACGUCAACUAUUCAUUGAUUCACUUCACUUUCCCAUUCGAAUCGGCGACUUCUCCGUCAGUACGCCAGGUUUUCUUAGCGCCUUGCUUUGCUCUCGCAGCCGGUGCAGUAGAGUCACCCUUUUUCCGCGCAACAACACAGAGUUGAGUCAGUGUCUCGAAAAUUCUCUUUCACUGUAUUUUCCGAAUCCCCCGCGCAAAAGAAAAAAAAAAACAAUUUUUAUUUUUGGUACAUUGAUAUUAUUUAAUCAAAACCUGUGACGAUGUUCCUCGGUAAGUUUCCUAAGUUAAAACAGCCUUAUUUUGUACGAAACGGCUUUCAAACGACCAUACAGAAAGAUCAGAGCAGGUUUCGGUCGGCAGGAAACCUGGACUUAUUAGUGUUCGCUGCGUUGGUGUGUCGUUCGAUGGGUGACUCUUCUGCGUUCUCUAAACAGUCUCGUUUCUCCAUCAAAUGUUUUCUAUUGGGCGUACAGACUUGUAGCCUCCUUGAUGAGUGUAACUAGUCACUCUGUAUUAUAGUUGAACCCCCCAUCGCUUUGCUUUGUCGAAACUGCCUGCAUUUUCGGCGGAAGUUUUAAGGGAAAAAAAAUGCACUCCUGACCUUUCCUUAAUUUUUUUUUCUCGCUCCCGUAAUUUUAUUUGCAUUGCUACGACGCCAGUUCCAAAGUAUACGCAACGUCGCCUUUUAAGCUUUUGCAUUUUUAUUCUCUUUGUUUUUCGUAAGACAAUCUUGGAUUGGUUGUAAUGGAAUAUGUCACCAGCUGAUUUACUAGUUUUCGCUGGCAGUUCACGCUUUGUUAUACCAAUAUAAAGCAAUGAUACCAUAGUGCAGCCGAUCGCUCCGAAACGAGUGCCAAAAUGAUCUGUUCUAUUUCUGUUAGCAGUGAAAGAAUGUACUGUUCUGUGUUUGACCUGUUUCUUUUUUCUUUUUCUUUUUGCGUUACUUAGCGAUUCCUGUGUACUCAUCGCUGCUGUAAACCUUUCAGACUCCGCUCUUUUUGCAGUGAGAAAGCCCUCGUGGAGAGAAAAUGUCACAACACAUCUUCGAUCGCAGUUUCUUCCGAUCCUUCAUAGAGAGAACCAGUACCUAUCUCCCUCUUGUUUUAUUUCCUCCAAACAGUGCCAAAGAAAUAUUAUAUUAGCCACGUUGGUCAUUCGCCAAAGAAGUGAGCUUUUUGCGAUGGCUGAGAAAAGUUGCUCCUAGUUUUUUUUUGUUUUUUUUUUUUGUUUUUUUUUAUCGUUUUUUUUUUAAAUAAACAAAAUAUAUACCACAUAGGAAAAAGUCGUCGCGAAUUGACGCUGGAGAAAUCUAGUAUUUCCUGUGCCGAGAAGUGAGGCCUUUCCACGUUUCGUGGCACUGCGAUUGUUUCGCUACCUGGAGACAUGUGCCUCCGAAAGCCACGAGCGUUGGAUCUCAAAAUGUUCAUUCAGAAUCGGAUAUUAUCCUUGUACUAUUAUGGCUGUUCCUUUUUCCUUUUUUUUUUUUUUUUUUUAUUCUUCAUAAUUUUGUGGUCAUCCGUGUAAAAUUUAUAUUUUGUAUAAAGCUUUUGUUAACAACUGGA